Myotis davidii is the source of this 678-nucleotide messenger RNA. It is a transcript of the gene WNT1, whose product is annotated as wingless-type MMTV integration site family member 1. The record is from RefSeq and is a predicted model, not a curated record. The transcript is spliced from 4 exons. Lineage: Eukaryota; Metazoa; Chordata; Mammalia; Chiroptera; Vespertilionidae. Gene Ontology annotation, cellular component: extracellular region. Gene Ontology annotation, biological process: cell fate commitment; multicellular organism development; canonical Wnt signaling pathway. The coding region runs from base 31 to 678 and encodes 215 amino acids. Gene Ontology annotation, molecular function: cytokine activity; frizzled binding.
CAACACAGAGCGGGCAAGGCCAGGCAGGCCAUGGGGCACUGGGCGCUGCUGCCCGGCUGGGUUUCUGCUACACUGUUGCUGGCGCUGGCCGCUCUGCCUGCAGCUCUGGCCGCCAACAGCAGUGGCCGAUGGUGGGGCAUCGUGAACGUAGCCUCCUCCACGAACCUACUGACCGACUCCAAGAGCCUGCAGCUGGUGCUGGAGCCCAGUCUGCAGCUGCUGAGCCGCAAGCAGCGGCGGCUGAUCCGCCAGAACCCGGGGAUCCUGCACAGUGUGAGUGGGGGGCUGCAGAGCGCUGUGCGCGAGUGCAAGUGGCAGUUCCGGAACCGCCGCUGGAACUGCCCCACGGCUUCGGGGCCCCACCUCUUCGGCAAGAUCGUCAACCGAGGCUGUCGGGAAACAGCAUUUAUCUUCGCGAUCACCUCUGCUGGGGUCACCCACUCGGUGGCUCGCUCCUGCUCCGAGGGCUCCAUCGAGUCCUGCACGUGCGACUACCGGCGACGCGGGCCUGGGGGCCCCGAUUGGCACUGGGGAGGCUGCAGCGACAACAUCGACUUCGGUCGCCUCUUCGGCCGGGAGUUUGUGGAUUCCGGGGAGAAGGGGCGGGACCUGCGCUUCCUCAUGAACCUUCACAACAACGAGGCGGGCCGAACGCUGAAGCAGGAGGUGCCGGGGUGA